UUCAAUAGGAAGGAUCUUUGCAAGAGCGUAAACCCUGAUGAGGCUGUUGCUUAUGGUGCAGCUGUGCAGGCUGCUCUCUUGAAUGAAGGCAUUAAGAAUGUUCCAAAUUUGAUAUUGAAAGAUGUUACUCCGCUUUCACUUGGCGUAUCGGUACAGGGGGAUCUGAUGAGUGUUUUGAUUCCUAGGAACACAACUAUUCCUAUAAAGAAGAAACAAGUUUUUCUGACAUGCCAAGAUGACCAAUUCCUAGUCAAGAUUAAGGUUUAUGAGGGCGAGAGAGUGAAAGCCAGUGAUAAUGAUUUGUUGGUUUCUUUUUCUAUUUCUGGCUUUCCCCCAGCUCGUCGUGGCUAUCCUUUUUAUGUGACUUUUGCAAUAAAUGAAAAUGGCAUUCUUUCCGUUUCUGCUGAGGAAAUAGUAACCGGUAAUAGGGAUGAAAUUAUAAUAUCCCAUAAAGGAAGACUAUCAAAUGAAAAAAUUAGUGAAAUGAUUAAAGAAGCAGAGAACUAUAAGUUUGAAGAUGAGAAGUUUCUUAAGAAGGCCAAAGCAAUGAAUGAUUUAGAUGAUCAUGUUUAUAAGAUCAAAAAGGCCUUAGAGAAGAAGAAUUUCAGCUCAAAGUUGAGUUCGAAAAAAAAGAAAGAUAUCUGUUCUAAAAUUUCUAGAGCCACUGAUAUGCUGGAUAGGCGGAACGAGAUGGAAGAUAUAGUUGCUAUUGAAGACUUUCUGAAAGAUCUUAAAGCAAUCAGUGAACGAAUUAUGGUCAUGGAGAAGAUUGCCUAG
This is a messenger RNA of Vigna radiata var. radiata (mung bean), 777 nucleotides long. RefSeq names its product probable mediator of RNA polymerase II transcription subunit 37c. The record is from RefSeq and is a predicted model, not a curated record. Gene Ontology annotation, molecular function: misfolded protein binding; heat shock protein binding; ATP hydrolysis activity. Gene Ontology annotation, biological process: protein refolding; cellular response to unfolded protein. The transcript has a single exon. Gene Ontology annotation, cellular component: cytoplasm. Lineage: Eukaryota; Viridiplantae; Streptophyta; Magnoliopsida; Fabales; Fabaceae. The annotation marks the transcript as partial.